Messenger RNA from Chiloscyllium plagiosum (whitespotted bambooshark), 7214 nucleotides. Its product is annotated as AT-rich interactive domain-containing protein 2-like. The record is from RefSeq and is a predicted model, not a curated record. Gene Ontology annotation, cellular component: SWI/SNF superfamily-type complex. Gene Ontology annotation, molecular function: DNA binding. Lineage: Eukaryota; Metazoa; Chordata; Chondrichthyes; Orectolobiformes; Hemiscylliidae. Gene Ontology annotation, biological process: regulation of DNA-templated transcription.
CUAUAUCUAUAAAAUAAGGAUUGAUUUAUCUCGGGAGCUCUCCCUGACCUUUUUUUUUAUUUAUUUGGGGAGUUUUUUUUCCCUGUGAAAGAUUAUUAUGGCUAAAACUCCGAGUAAAAGCGGCGGUUUGAGGACUGGCAGGAGUUUCCUGGAUGAGCUGCGGCACUUUCACAGGAGUAAAGGGACAUCCUUUAGAAAGAUCCCAAUAAUCGGAGGGAGAGAGUUGGAUUUGAGUGCUUUAUACAGCAGAGUCACCUCACUCGGGGGAUUCGCCAAGGUAACAGAUAAGGGUCUGUGGACAGAUCUUUUGGAAGAAUUCAACUUUCCAAGAGGUUGCGCCAAUGCAGCUUUUGCUUUGAAGCAGUACUACCUGAGGUACCUGGAGAGUUAUGAGAAGUUGCAUCAUUUUGGUGAGGAUGAUGAAGUACUUACCCCGACCAAUUCUCGACCACAGGGUGUCGUCUCUGGGGUUCAUUUGUUUUAUAAUCGACAUCAGCACAUCAUCCCAGAAAGUGUACGUCGGGGUUAUGGGCUUUUUACAGAAUUUACCACAAUCAGUGAUUAUAAUAAAGUGGUGUUGUCUUUACUUUCGGGACUUCCAAAUGAAGUGGACUUUGCAAUCAACGUAUGUACGCUUAUGUCACAUGGGAACAAACAAGUACUGCAAAUGGAAAAAGACCCAAAGGUGGUUACACUGCUGCUUGCACAUGCUGGGAUUUUUGACGAUAGUCCAGGGACCUACUUGAAUGUAUAUGAAUCAGAAUGGAAAGUUAAAUCUGGAAGAGACUUCAUAAAGUUUUGGAAAGAGACAGUUGACGACCAUGAAGUACGAGAGCUUAUUGGAGACAAAAGUCAAAAAUCUAAAGAAGCUGCUAGCGAUGAUCGAUGGGACUCUGUCUUGUUCCACCCUCCACAGAAAUUGGGCAUUGAUGACCUGGAAGGGCAAAGGGUCCUGCAGAUAGCUGUUAUUAUCCACAAUCUGUCCUUGGAAGAAGGAAAUGCCAAGCUGCUAGCUAACCGAACGUGCCUGCGCUUUCUGCUGUUGUGUGCUCACAAUAGACACGUCUCACUUAAGCAAAUGGGGCUGGACACACUGGGAAAUGUUAUGGCCGAGCUGCAGUUGGAUCCAAUUGACUUCCAAAGUACCCAGGUGAUUUUUCACACCAUUACAAAAUGUCUUUUCUCUUCGGAUAAGUGGUUUCGAAUUAGAGGAAUGGAAAUCUUAGCUAAUCUUUGUAAAAUUGAAGAGAAUGUUGAUAUCAUCUGUGAGUGUGUGGAACAGGAGGCCUAUCGAGAGAUUGUGAACCAUUUGUCUCUCCAAGAUAUCUUGCUGUUAUUGGCCAGCCUGGAAGCUCUGUAUAUGUUAUCGAGUCUGGGAGAGGUGACUUGCACCAAGAUUAUCAAAGUGGAGAGAAGUAUUGAUCAGCUUGUUUGCCUAGUUUCUGUGGACAUGCAGAACUUUCCUCCUGAUGCACUAGCUGCAGUCAAGUUAGUAGAACAGCAGAGCAUUCUUCAGCAGCCAACACCUGAGACCACUCGAUCAGUCACAACCGAAAAUGUUUCAAAUCAGAGCACCCCUGUAACAGCAUCAAGGCCUCUUGGAGUUCCCUCUGCCAGCCUGUUGGAAGCAGAUAGUGAGACAUUUACAUGCCAGUGGUUGAAUGCCAACUUUGAAGAAAGUGCAGAUAGUUCAAUCUACCGAGUAGACCUAUACUCUGAGUACCUGUCCCUGUGCAGCAAACUUGGGAGCAGUGGUAUUCUAACAUCUACAGGGUUCACCAAAUGUCUCCGAUUGACUUUUCCUAACCACACAAUAAAGAAGAUUGAAGAUGCUGGUGCUAAUGGGCAAUCACAAUUUCAUGUGGUUGGGAUCAAGCGUAGAGUUGUACCUCUUCCUGUUGGAACAUUUCAACAAGAACAGCAAACACCAAAUAAUUCCUUUGUCACAGUGAAAGCAAGCUCUGCUUCCAGUACAACAGUGAAUUCCAUUGCUGUUGGAAUGACGGUAUCUAGCCCAACUGUUCAAAUGCACAGAGCCCUCACAUCUACAAGUCAACCAGUCACACAAAUCCUCUACACAACUCAGACCCAGAACAUAAGCCAGCUGCCUCCUGGAAUAAGUACUCCCGCCCAGCAACAUCAAUACUGUACAAUUGCAAGCAAGGUGCCCAUAGCCACUGGAGGGAUACAAGCUAGUACUAUCCAAGCGACUACUGUUCAUCCAAAUUUCCAUUCUGCAGUAACAACAGUUGUUCCUGGGAAUACUGUAAUGCAAAUGGCAGCAACCAAAGUCACCACAGCAGUGCAGCUGCCCACUGUGACCACCUCUGUUCAUCUUCCUCAUAUUGCAGUUACUCACCAAUCCCUUGCUGGACAUCAGUCUGUCUGUUCAACGACAACAGUUCCUGUUCUCCGUCAAACACUGCCUAAUGCACAGUUUGCUUCACGAAUACACCCUAUUACAAGUGCUGCCAUAGUUUCUCAAGGACAGCUUAUCCAACCUCCCACUGCCCAACCUGUGCAAGUGCAUCUUCAGUACACGGCAGCUCCCACUGCUGUUGUAUCUGCCACUGCUGUCCAGCUGCCAAGCAGUCAGCCUUUUACGAUAGGCAGCCACAACGCUGUUUCUUCUCAGACGUUUCAAAAUAUUAGUCCAACACCAUUGACUAUUGUCAGUAAUUCCACCCAACAACAAGCCCAGCAAAGUGUCCAAGUGAUAGUUGGACAUCAAGGUCAAGUUUACCCUGCUAGUUUUCAUCAGAUUGUGCUAACAAAUCAAGGUGGAAUUUCUUCAGCCCAAUUGCCACCACCCACCCUAGUGAACACCAGUACCUGUGGGCCAGUGCUUUCUGUUCAACAGUCUCCCAUUCAAGUUCAUGUUCAACAGCCUUCCGUAGGAAGCACUCAAUGCAGUACUAGUGAAACCAGUGUAAUUAAACAGUUACUACUUCCAAAACCACCACCUCAUUCCCAAGCAGGUAAAAUCCUACUUCCUGUCCCUCAAGUGUCAUCUUCAGUUACCAGGGCUCAAAGUCCACAGGUUGUUUAUCAAAUGAUGGCCAACACUGUACCUAGUGGUAGUGUUCAAACCCAGUCUCAGCUGGUUGUAAGCCAGUCAAACUUACAAAUCCUACAGCCACACGGAGGCCUACAAACUGUACAAAUUAUUCCUGGCCAAUUUAUUUCUACCACCAGCCCCAGCACUAUUCUCCAGGGAUCACCUCUCAACCAACAAGUUACUGUCACUGUUGUACCGAAUACCAAUUUAACCAACACACAUGUGACACAAGUAAAUACAAAUCCUGUGAACAGUAUUUCUGGAGAACACAGUGCAAAGCCGGUCAUCAGUACCCAUGUUAUCCAGUCAUCACAUGUUCCAUUCAACCAAAGCAACACAAAAAUCGAUGAGUUUGAAGGAGAGAAAAACAUUGGUCAGAAAGCUGAAGAUGCUACAAAAAUGCUCAGUUCUCAACCUCAAGAACAAACUAUUGGACUGAUCGAAAAUUCUUUCUUGGGUAAUGCUUACAGUGCAAGCAAUGGACACCUAAAUGGAAAAGUUGUUCAGACUGGGAUGCUACUUAAUGGGGAAAGUAGGAAGGAGAACCCCAGCUCAGGGAUGAAUCAUUGUGGUUUCAUGGAAAAAGCAUCAUCUUUCCAAGACUCAAAAGCUGGCAGUGGAGCAAACUUGACAAAUGGGGAUCAGAUUUUAGAUAAACCUGGUGCAGCAGAGAUGAAAAAUGUUUUAAAAAGGCCUUUGAUGAAUGGAGACUCUGAUUUUGCUAAAGGUGAUCGUUCACACAUAGGGAAGGAUGUUCCUAAUGAGAAAUCUGUCACACCUAACCAUUUAGGGAAUGGCGAGAUUCUUAAUCAAGAGCACCAGGAUGCAAAGUGUCACCCGGAUGGUGAGAAUAGUCAAUCGGGAAAAAUGUGCAAUGGACCUUCUUCAAUUUCCAAUGUGAAAUCACAUGCACACACUACAGUAAUAGUACCAAAUCCUACAGUUCAGCAAGCACACAGGAACUCUGUAUUAACAAGUGGAACUGCAGCAGUCACUUUUAAUGUUACUUUGCCUCAGUCUCAACAUAAUGGCAAUAUUGUUGUACAGUCCAAUCCUAUAGAAUCUUCACAAAUGAUCAUCUGUCAGAGCAACAGUACACUUUCUGCUUCAAAGCUUUCCCCAAGCGAAGCUCAGUCAUGUCGACAAGCCAUCAAAAGGCCUGGUGAUGACACAGCUGGUGUUUCCAUGGCGGGUAUCCCAAAUAAAGUAGGAGUGAGGAUUAUGACCGUUAGCGAUCCAACAAAAGCUGGGAGCAACACCAUGAUGGUAGCUGUCCCUGCUGGAGCAACCAUUAAUACAGCAACAAUAGCAGGGGUUCCUAAAGUGGGUUCUCCUGCUCCGUUGUCCAGUCAGCAGACAGUAACCCAGCACCUGCAUUCACAACUUUCCCCAACAGUGGAGCAGUAUACAGGGCCCCAGAGCUCUCAGGUACCACUGUCACCUGCAGAAACAGAGUCUACCAGGAAACCCAGCCAGAGUUUCAUGUGUCUUUGGAAAAAUUGUAAGAGGUGGUUUGAGACACCUUCCCAAGUGUUUUACCAUGCAGCUACUGAGCAUGGUGGAAAAGAUGUGUAUCAGGGUCAAUGUAUGUGGGAGGGCUGUGAGCCACUUCCUCGACAAAGGCUUUCAUUCAUCACACACCUGCAGGACAAACACUGUUCAAGAGAAACGCUGCUUAUUGGACUGAAGAGAUUGGAGCAGAAAGCACAAACAAGCACCUCUCAAACUGCAGUAAGGCAGUCUCCAUCAGAUGGUACAGCUCCGACACCCAAGUCUCACAAGGCCUUGGUCAAUCACCCCAGUGCUGCGCUAAUGGCUCUGAGGAAAGGCUCCCGCAAUCUUAAUUUUAGAAAUUACUUGGAUGAGAAAGAAGGGCCAAUUGUGAAGCAUAUUCGUUUGACUUCUGCCUUAAUUUUGAAGAAUGUUGCUAGAUACUCAGAACUUGGGCGAAUGUUGCUGAAGCGUCAUGAGAACCACCUUUCAGUACUGGCCAUAAGUGGUAUGGAGGCUUCCACUGCACUUGCUAAAUGCCUUUAUGAACUCAACUCGCAUGAACAAUCAGAGUCAACAGAAAACAAACGCUGAGGAAAAAUGUGAUAUGAUUAAAAUCCAGCGACAGUUAACAAGGGUCAGGAGGAAAUGCAAUCAUUGUGCAGAUGAAGAACUGGAACCUUACUGUCUACAUUUUGUACCUGUUUACUAUAACAUGAAAUUAGAAGGACUGAUCUUUUUAAAUUAUUGAUUUUGCAGGAAUGUCCCUGUUAUACCAGAGACAAACUUCCUGCAACACCUUUAGUGUCUCAUCUCGCUCCGACAGACAGAAGGUUUUGUGACACCAGAAGAAGUGAUCAAUCCAAAAACAAGAACAUUAGCCUGGUCACCCAUACACUGUGGCAUACUCUCUCACGCACACACACUUUCACAUAUUCAUACUUUCUCCCACUCUCGUAAACUGGCUCACACUCACAUGCACACAACUCAGUUACAUGCACAAAUUCUCUCUCUCUCGCACAUUAGUCAUUCACAGUCGCAUACUAAAGAACUGAAUAGAAAAACUACUGGGAAUGGUCUCCUGGCACCUGUGAAGCUUUGCAGUUAGUCUAGGCACCUGCCUCAGUGAGACUUCAAUUCCAGUCACUAUUCUUCCUAUGAGAGAGAUCUCUGAUUUUAUUAAAAACAUGCCCAAGGAUAGUAUAUAAUUUUUUCCAUCUAUUUAUAAAAGAAAAUUUCAUUUAUAUUUCAUUUCCCUGUGUAUUUUUUUUAAAAGUUACGAAUUAAUUCCAUAUCGGACUACCAAUCAAAACUGCUCAUUGGGUAGGUCUCUAUGCCCUGAAAUCCUGCAAAAAGCCUAGUUGGCUGUGAAUUGAUCCUUGUUUUUAGGGCUAGAGACCCUCUGCUUUCUGCCAGAGAAUAGUUUCCAGCUUUCAGAUAUCAGUUUUGCAGUUAACAUUUACGGUUUGAAAAGCUGCAAACUGCACAACACUUGAAGUUUUUCCCACUUGUCCCCUGUUUGAAGUGGUGCAUUUUCCAUUAUUUAUUAUAUGUAAACUAUCAGAUUUGAUGUCCCCUUUUCGGAGUCUUGUAAAUAUUUGUGAAUAUCAAAAAUGCCUACAUACCAUUGCAGGAGAAUGAAGGGAAGAGAGAUGCAGCAUUGCAAGGAGUGAAAUCUGGGUGAGCGCUGGGCUAGAACCCAAAUUAGCCACAGGACAGAAACAUGGGUGUCUUUCCAGCCAUGGCUGUAAAGAUCCACAAAUAUGGCAGCUUUGUCCAGUUGUAGUACCAACUUUGUGCCACUAGAUGUUGCCAGCUUUGAAAAUGUGACAUCACAGACAUUAACAAAGCUUAUCUGGUGGAGUUAGUGACAUAGCAACGAUUUCACCGUUACUGUCGACACUUGUUAAUUGGGACAUCAGGGUGAAAUUUAAAUCGUCAUAUUUAUAAAAAUAUUUUGCUUCAGAAGGGACAAUCAGUACAGAUCUAAAUGUGUGGAAUCAAUUGGUGCCUGAGAAAAUAUUCCAUGUGAAAAGAAAAUAUUCCCAUUAACCCUUGUCCCCAUUAAUAGCGUGAAUUUCAUUUUGUCUUGGCACCUUUUUUUUUGGUCAGCUUACAUUCAUUGCACCAAUGGCUAACGUGAAGAGUAAGCGCCCACCUAGAAUCAAAGGAUCUAGUUUUUGUAUGUUACCUGCCAUAUGUAUGUAAAAGCAUAUACAUAAAACACUGCAUCAAGCAGCGUGGAACUGUGUACAUAACUUCACAAAGGUACUGAUGCUGUAUAAUAAGAUUGGCACAGUUUUGUGCAGCUGUGGUUUUUGUAUUAUACACCAUGUAAAGCUUUUGCUUGUUAUGAAAUAAUAUAUCGCAUCAUUUUUCUAUAAAAGGUAAAAAUUCCAAGACAAUUUAAAAAAAAAAAACUGUUACAGCAUUUUUCCUGAGAUUAGGGCCCAUUUUAGACAACCUUUAGUCGCAGCACAACCUUCAGAACUUGUAUAGGAAUUUUUUUUUAAUUUGUAAAUGUAUUUAAAUACAUGACGUUUUAUACAGCUUUAUUUUCACCUGUGUUAUAUUUGUAAUUUGUGUAGGUGUGAUAUUUCCCUUGUUAUUCCUUUGUUCCGUUUUUCUACCCGUGACAUAUUAAAGUGUUUUUUAGUGUACAGUA